AUGUUUCAUCCACUCGGAUCGAAUUCCGCCACCUGCAGAGGAUGGCUAAACCCCUGGUGGAAGAACCUACACUCCUUGACGGUAUCCACUCCAUCAGCUCGUCCUAGAUACCUACAAGAUAGGCUCGCGAGAGACACGGGCUGUACGUUCCGUGUUAUCGAGCCUCCCUGUGGCCGAGCACUUAAUCAACAGAGGAGAUGGUCAGGCUCAAAAAAGCCGGAUGGUCAGAUGGAAGACCCCUCUCAAAAGCCUCAAGCCGGCUCGAAAAAGUCUCCAAUCCUUUCCAGAAUUCCUCUUCCUACUCAUGAGAACAUUUACACCGUUCCCAAUAUCCUCACAUUCUCUCGUCUAGUUGCGGCUCCCUUGGUAGGCUACUUCCUCAUUCAUGAUCAUCAUGCAGCUGCACUAUCAUUAUUUGUGUAUGCUGGUCUCACGGAUCUUGUGGACGGCUAUAUUGCCCGACGGUAUAACCUUCAGACUGUCGUCGGUACCAUUAUUGAUCCAAUGGCCGAUAAACUGUUAAUGACGAUUGGUGUUGCUUGCUUGGCCGUCAAUGGUUCUAUUCCUGUAUGGCUUGCGGUUAUCAUUCUCGGUCGCGAUGUUGGUCUUGCGUUGUCUGCAAUCUACUACCGCUGGAUAUCUCUCCCCCCGCCAAAGACCAUGGCACGAUACUGGGAUUUCUCCCUUCCCUCCGCAGAGGUCAAGCCAACGGGUAUCUCCAAAGUCAACACAGCUUUGCAGCUUGUGCUUGUGGGCUCCGCGAUCGCAUUGCCUGUGAUUCCAGAGGCAGUCCUCGAUGCAUGGAGUCUCCGAGAAGGAAUGACGGCGUUGCACACGUACGACCAUAGGGUGUGGAAAACAGGGCUUCCCGUCCGCUCAGCCGUACUUAAGCCACACGCCGGCCGGUUAGUAGUUGGGUACCUCGUUGCAGCCACUACAAUCUGGUCUGGGCUCAGCUACGUCUUUUCCAAAGACGCUGUAAAGAUCCUCACUAAGGAGGAAAUACAGAAGCGCAUUGCAAGAGCCAGCGGGAAGAAGUCCUCGUGA
Aspergillus viridinutans is the source of this 1047-nucleotide messenger RNA. The record is from RefSeq and is a predicted model, not a curated record. NCBI's taxonomy places the organism in Eukaryota, Fungi, Ascomycota, Eurotiomycetes, Eurotiales, Aspergillaceae.